Fusarium falciforme is the source of this 855-nucleotide messenger RNA. Its product is annotated as F-box domain-containing protein. The transcript has a single exon. The record is from RefSeq and is a predicted model, not a curated record. NCBI's taxonomy places the organism in Eukaryota, Fungi, Ascomycota, Sordariomycetes, Hypocreales, Nectriaceae. Bases 1 to 855 code for a protein of 284 amino acids.
AUGGACGGCCUUCCGCCACGAUUGCCCGUCUAUGAGUCACUGAAGCACGUCGAGCUGGCACCUAGGGUCGAUACAGACCACUUUCUCGACCCAGAAAACACGCUGGACGCCUUAAGUCUAUUCUACUUGCCCAAUAUCGAACACCUAUCAGUCUGUAUCGAUAACCCGAUCGAGUUUUCUUGGCCAUGUUCAGCCCCGCCGAAUCCGCUGUUGCUGACUUCCCUCGAGUUGGAUCGGAUAAGGGAAACCCGCCUUGAGCCAUUGUUGUCUGCUCUUAAAAACCUGCGGAAGUUACAGUAUAACUGGUUCUACCAGGCUGAUAUGGACCCAAAAGUCAGCAACCGCGUCGUCAAGUUGGAUACGAUGGCGGCAGCAUUGGCGGUGCUCAGGGACACGCUAACCGAGUUGACCAUCACGGGAGAAACACAGCCGGCGUUAUCGAUGGGAGAAUACGAUCCACCUGACAUCACCUUCCAGGGCUCGCUGGGCCAGCUUUCCCAGCUGCACAAGCUGAAACGAAUGAACAUUCCGUGGGUGUUUGUCAUGGGCAUGAGCGAGCCUUCUCCCGGUCGAAUCGGUUCCAUACUUCCGCCUAGUCUCGAAUAUCUCCGACUUCCGGCGUAUGUGUGGUGCACCGAUGACAACGAGUGGGAUGAUGAAAUGAUCGUUGCUGCUGUCAAGUCGGAGCUGGAGAACGGAGCAUUGUCUGGGAUGGAGAACUUGAAAAAUAUCACCCUCCCUGGCUCCUGCUACAUGGAUGAAGAGCCGAGCGAGUGCAGGAGAGAGCUGGAAAGCCUUGGUGCUCAGUUCAGCCUUGAAUUGAUAAAUCCACAACCGAGAGUUAGGAAUCAGUGA